UCUUUCUCCUUUUCUUUACUAAGUUUUCUCCUCUCUUUUACUUUUACCAUGAAGGUUCCUGUCAGUCUUUUGCGUGCCUCCGGGCUUUUCUACGUUGUACUUAUUUUUAUGACGCUCAGUGCGCGUCUGGUCGAGGCGGCGCGUGGCCCGGUUGUCACAGAUAAGGUGUACUUUGACAUCAAGCAGGGCGACGAGAGCCUGGGCCGCGUUGUCAUUGGUCUGUUCGGUAAGACCGUGCCCAAGACAGCCGAGAACUUCCGUGCUCUGGCAACCGGUGAGAAGGGCUUUGGCUACAAGGGCAGCAAGUUCCACCGCGUCAUCAAGGACUUUAUGAUCCAGGGCGGCGAUUUCACACGCGGCGACGGCACCGGCGGCAAGUCGAUCUACGGCGCCAAGUUCAAGGACGAGAACUUCAAGCUGCGCCAUACCGGCCCCGGUAUUCUGUCGAUGGCUAAUGCUGGACCGGACACCAACGGCUCGCAGUUCUUUAUCACCACCGUGACCACGAGCUGGCUGGACGGGCGCCACGUCGUGUUCGGCAAGGUGCUUGAGGGCCUGGAGGUUGUGCGCAAGAUCGAAGGCACUGCCACUGGGCCGAGCGACAAGCCCAAGGAGGACAUCGUUAUCGCCGAGUCGGGUGUGCUGGAUAUGGAUGGGGAGACCGAGACCCCUCUGCGCGUCGAGCUCUAGUAGCUAAAUUCUCUUUCAUCAAUGCGAUUUUAUCCCCUUUCCACAGGCAGCGCUUGUGGUGUUUGCUCAAGGCUGGCAGUUAAAUUGGAUGGCGGUGAAUUGGGCUUUGCGCACGCACGUUGUUAUUACGGCCCCCGCAGACCGGGCGGUUGGAAUUCUCUGCAUGCGUGUGACUACGGCUGGAGGGGCAAUUAUUACUGGCAAGCCGUUACGACUGACGCAUCGUUACAUUGAGAGCUAUCUCGGCUUACUGCUGGCGUCGGACCAUAUCGUUGUUCGUUUCUGAGUAUGGAAUGAUAUUUUU
This is a messenger RNA of Linderina pennispora, 994 nucleotides long. RefSeq names its product peptidyl-prolyl cis-trans isomerase B2. Gene Ontology annotation, molecular function: peptidyl-prolyl cis-trans isomerase activity. Bases 49 to 690 code for a protein of 213 amino acids. The record is from RefSeq and is a predicted model, not a curated record. The transcript has a single exon. Gene Ontology annotation, cellular component: fungal-type vacuole; endoplasmic reticulum. NCBI's taxonomy places the organism in Eukaryota, Fungi, Kickxellomycota, Kickxellomycetes, Kickxellales, Kickxellaceae. Gene Ontology annotation, biological process: protein peptidyl-prolyl isomerization; protein folding.